This is a messenger RNA of Danaus chrysippus (African queen), 2187 nucleotides long. Lineage: Eukaryota; Metazoa; Arthropoda; Insecta; Lepidoptera; Nymphalidae. The record is from the annotation of a GenBank genome assembly.
AUGUCUAGCACAAUACAAAGCGCCUUCCACGGCGCAAUAGAAGAAUUACCUGGUAUAUACGUUGAUAACUUCGGAAAUGCAGCUAAAGUAAAUGCUAGAGCUUACUUUUUAAGCCACUGCCACGCUGAUCAUAUGAAUGGAUUGAGUUCUGAUGAGUUAGUUGAGACAUUGAGGAAGACUGAGGCCAAGAUUUAUACAACGGAGUUAUCUUCAGCCAUUAUAAAGAAAGAUGUAAACAAAGAUAUUGGUGAUCAUGUACAGAGUUUAAAAAUUGGUGGUACAAAGUUAUUAAAUUUUCCGUCUAUACCCGAACAGAAUGUUCCAGAAUUAUUUGUCACUGUAACUCUCAUUCCCGCCGGCCAUAGUGCUGGUUCGACAAUGUUUUUGUUCAAGACAACAACUAAAACAAUUCUAUUCACCGGUGACUUCAGAAUGAAUCCAAACGAUUUACCCAAAUAUUCAGCACUUCAUGAGAACGGCCAGCCAAUAAAAUUAGAUAAUCUAUAUGUAGAUACAACAUUCUUAAGUUACAAUUACGAUAAUUUCCCCAAACGCAGCGAGAGCAUAGAAAAAAUGUGCUCCGAAAUCACGAAGUGGUUGAGUUACGAACAAAAUGCAGUUGCAUUGCAGACCUCGGCAAAAUAUGGAUAUGAGUUUGCUUUCAAUGAAAUAUAUCGGAGAUUGGGUUUCAAGGUACAUGUACCGUCGGAAAGAUGGAGUUUGUAUAGUACCAUACAACAUUUGGUGCCCGGUGUAACAAACGAGUUGACAAGAAUACAUUUAUGUAACAAAAAGGAUAAUCAUAUGUACUGCACAAUGGAUAAUUAUGAAAUAUGGAAACCAAUGGUCAGCGAUUAUUGGAAAAAUCGUUUCCGUCAACCAUUUCAUCCGGCAUGGAUGGAUUAUUGUGAUCCGUACCAUUGUAAUGAUUAUCACAAAAUUGCGUGCGGUCUGAACCGUCAGAACAUGAGGUUCAAAUGGUUUCAGAGUCAAUGUCAUAUUAUUUUGAACAAUCUAUGCUCGACGUACAGAGGAUCUUUGCAAUACGACGGCGUUGAAACGAAAUACUGUACGUAUUACGUUAUGUUCCUAAGAACAGGUUGUCCUAAUGUCUGUCCUGAUGUAUUAGAACCAGUUUGUUCUAUUAGCACCGUGGAUAACCAUGUCGUGUUAUUUAAGAACGACUGCGAAAUGGAAAAAGCUAAUUGUAGAGGCGGGAUUUUGGAAGUCCAAUUUAUUUAUGAAUCGAAUUGCGUUACUCCUGUCACGUUGAGCCAGAGAGAAAGAAUAAAUAUAUUGAGAGAAGAAAUAAAGAAGGAGAUUCGUAAUGUAGCCGGCGAUAUAGAUGACGAUACGACUAUGGAAGAAGAAGAUUAUUUGGAAUCCCAAAAGAUGCCUAUAACUCCCAUAAUGGAAGAAGAAAUUGAAAAAGAAAAAUAUAUACCACCCAGCGUAAUGUCAAAAUCGACGUCAAAGUCGAAAUUGACGUCACAGUCAAAAGUGACAUCAAAAUACUUGUCAAAAUCAAUCACCGAUCUGACAUCAAUGUCGACAACAAAACCGGCAAUAAGAAUAAAUAUUGACAGUCGCAACUCAAGCCUGCGUUCGAAAAACCGAAGUUUGAUCGAACAUAAAAAGUACCACAUCCGAAAACCGAUAGAAAUAUUCUAUAGACGUUUGUCAUAUCAAGACCUUAUAGACAAUCCUACAGAAUGGGUCCAUUGUCAAGAUAUGAUUACGCCAUAUCUAACUGGGGCCAAAACAGACAUAACACACCCUAAGAGAUUAGCAGCCAAUGAUCCCACAGUAGUAAGAUUUAUGCAAUUAUUGAAAGUGGACACGUCGAAUUACGGCCGAGAUGACAUAUAUUCGAUAUUGUAUCAAAUAAACAAUUUACAACUUCGUCUCUUCCAAUGGGAUCUUGGGCCACUGAACAUGUUGCUGACAGCUAUUAUUAAAGAUCAUAGGCACACUUUCGGCAGAUUGAGGUUUGGUAUAAGAGAAAUGUUCAAGAACUGGCGUAUGGAUAUAACUAAUGUUACCAAUUUGUUGAAACAAACCAGGAUAUUUAGACCUCCGUGCAUCCUGAUAUCUAAAUACGACGGUUCGACGAAAGCACCUCGAGUGACAAAAUACACGAAGAAAACUGUAUCAACCCGUUGUGAAGAGGAAGAUGAUGAUUGUUAG